GCAUCAUCACCCUUUCCUCAAGUGAGCAUCUGGGUUCAAUACACAAAUACACACACAAAACCAAAGAAGCGGAGAGGAGCAAGUAGAAGAGCGGAGGCGAUGGAGCACGAGCACCAGUACAUCAGCAGCAGCAGCUUCGUCAAAGAGAGGAGGCCUCCGGCGAAGAGGGGUCAGGUCAUGAUGCAGAUGGCGAGGACACUGAGCAACCUCGUGUCUCCGGGCGGCGCUGCUGCCGCCGACGACCCGAAGAAAGCCAUUCGCAACAGCUUCAAAGAGGAAACAAGCUAAAACUACACGAAAUAUUAGAUGGGUGUGGUGUAUGGAACCGGAACCUAAAGUGAUCAUCUUGGGGGGGGGGGGUGUUACAGGAUGGCACCUGUUUGAUCCAGUAGAGCGUAACUUCUCUUGUGUGUAAAUUGCUCCAACUUACGUGUGCAGUAUGGGCGAAUUUUCAGAAAGAAAGUUCCAUGUUAUUUAUGGACAAGCUUUUAGUAUGUGUUGCUUGAUUUCUGUUUUCCUACUCUGCUUAGUUUCUACUCUACUACCUGACAAACAAACUGUACAGGGUGUAUUUGGCAAGCUCCGUGUCAUUUGUUUCUCCAAACUGGCAGAAAAUCUUUUACAGACCAUGAUCAGGGACCGUAGCCAGUUCCUCAUCAGGCGUGCUCAGAAAGAUUCUGAAGACUAAGUGGUGCAGUACAGGCAACCAAUCAAUCAGAGGAGACGGGAGAAGAUUCCGACAACUCACUCCCUCAUGCUAGCUAGCAACUUCUAACUGAACGGGCUUACUGAUGUGUGGUUUGGAGCAUGCUUAAUUUAAUUGAGAGGGCCAAUCCUGUGUGUCAGUCGCUGAACAUGUGCUUCUUCUACAUCUACCUAGUCGAUGGACGGACACUUCCUUCCGGGCUCGAAGGUCAACUACUGGCAAGCAGUCUGCAGAUAGAUCGGCGAUCUGGAUCGAUGUCACCCUUGUGGAAGGCCGUCCUCUGCUUGACGCUGUUUGCCGCAUGGCGAUCGCAGGUCGAAUUCAGGACAAUGACCUCUCGGCGCCCGCCGCUUGACUGCGCUCAGCGUUGCCCUUGCAGCGGCCAGAGCCACCUCCACCGCCCUUACAGCCACCCAGAGACGCAAUCACGCGCCCCCUUGCUCGACGAGGCGCCUCCGGGUGGCCACUCUGUCGCUGCAGGGGCAGCGGCUGGCGGCGACGCGGGCGGGAAGGCGUCCUGCCUGCCUCUCGCCAGGGAGGUCGGCGUCCGGGAGGCAGCCGGCGGGGGAGGCAAUUUCAUCGUGUCGCCGCUGUCCAUCCACGCGGCGCUCGCGCUGGUGGCCGCCGGCUCGCGGGGGGAAACGCGCGAGGAGCUCCUGGGGUUCCUCGGGUCAACGUCGAUCGACGAGCUGUACGGCGCGGCGGCGACGGAGCUGGCAGGCAGGCUCAACGGCCUGACGCAGACGUCCUUCGCCUGCGGCGUGUGGGUCGACCGGGGGCUGGCGCUCGAGCCGGAGUUCAUGGCCACCGCCGCGUCGAAGUACGCUGCCACCGCGGAAUCCGUGGGUUUCUCCUCGGAGCCCGAGCAGGCGAGGCAGCGAGUGAACGCCUUCGUCGCCGGCGCGACGAACGGGCGCAUCCGCGACGUCCUUCCUCCCGGCUCGGUCAGCUCGUCCACGCGAGUCAUCCUCGCCAACGCGCUCUACUUCAAAGGGACGUGGUCUCAGCCGUUCGACCAGUCGGCGACCUUCAGCGCGCCGUUCCAUGUCCCGGACGGCACCAUCGUGCGCGUGCCGUUCAUGACGACGGGCCGGUUCGAGUUCGAGCAGCACGUCGCCGUCUACCCGGGCUUCAGGGCCCUCAAGCUGCCAUACAAGAACGACGGCGACCACGUGGCGCAGCGAGCCGAGGCUGCAUUCUACAUGCUUCUCCUCCUCCCGGACGGCGCCACCCUCGGUCUCGCCGAUCUCUACGACAAGGCGGUGGCGACGCCGGGGUUCAUCAAGAGCCACACGCCGGCGGGCCAGGUUCCGGUCGGGCGGUUCAUGGUCCCAAAGUUCAAGUUCACGUUCGAGUUCGAGGCGUCCGCAGACAUGCAGAAGCUUGGGGUCACGAGGGCUUUCCAAGGCGGCGACUUCUCGGGCAUGGUGAGCGGCGGGGAUGGGCUCUUCAUAUCGGGCGUGUACCAUAAGGCCACCAUCGAGGUGGACGAGCUGGGCACCGUGGCCGCCGCAGCAACGGCCGUAGUUUUCAGUCAGAGCGCGAGCGCGCCACGGCCUCCGGUGGAUUUCGUGGCGGAUCGGCCUUUCUUGUUCGCCAUCGUUGAGGAGAGAACCAGCGCAGUACUGUUCCUUGGCCAUGUGGUUAAUCCUCUGAAUGAAUGAGCAGUUGACUCUGGGGCUGUGAGUGGGUAUAAAGAAUUCCAAACCAAGCCGUGAAAUGUGGUGUCACAUGUUCAAAGGUUGUAUGCUUCGUCAAGAGGUCAGGGUACUCCUUCGAUUUCAAAAAGGAUGUAUGAUUGUUUUGCCGGAUCAACUAUCUUUUACCUCUAGCUUAAUGAACAUUGGUAUAUCUAUGAGAAAGGAUGAUAAUGAUAUUA
Hordeum vulgare subsp. vulgare (domesticated barley) is the source of this 2585-nucleotide messenger RNA. RefSeq names its product putative serpin-Z12. Lineage: Eukaryota; Viridiplantae; Streptophyta; Magnoliopsida; Poales; Poaceae. The record is from RefSeq and is a predicted model, not a curated record. Bases 808 to 2370 code for a protein of 520 amino acids. Gene Ontology annotation, molecular function: serine-type endopeptidase inhibitor activity. The transcript has a single exon.